UGGGAAGCUCAAAUAUUCACAAUGGGGAUGUUUGGGUUGAAAGCUAGUAAUGUCAUAGUGACUGCGCGCGUGGAAGAAAAUGCACAAGUUAGAAAACUCAAGGAUAUUCAGAUGACGCUCCAUACAUGGAGGGAAACGAUGAGAAAGUGAUGGAACUCUUGGUGACUGAACUGAAUGUGUUGCUCAAGCUGCUAGACCAUGAGACCCUGAGCUCUGCUACGGAGGAGAAGAAACGAGCUGUGAAGAACCUCCUAAAACAGCUGAAACCCUCAGUCACUGGACCAGAAUACAUGUACGUGAACACCUCUGUCUGCAGAAAUGGCACUAGCUUUGUGGAAGCCCUUUUUGAGAACUUUGACUGCAAUCUUAGUGAGCUGAAAGUAGAAGUAGAAGAACAGAAGAAAGACCCAAUCCAAUCAAACCAGUCUACAUCUAAACCUAUUACACCCGAUUCAGCACCUCCACUACCUACCACACCACCUCCAGAGGACUACUAUGAGGAGGCUGUACCUCUUAGCCCUGGUACUGUGCCAGAAUACAUAACCAGCCGCAGUAGCUCCAGUCCUCCUAACUCUAUUGAGGAUGGAUACUAUGAAGACACAGACAACAACUGUCACAAUGUCAGCAUGAACCGGCAGCGCAAAAACUCAUAUAAUGAUUCAGAUGCUCUGAGCAGCUCCUAUGAGUCAUAUGAUGAAGAGGAGGAGGAAAGAAAUCAGCGUCUAACUCACAAGUGGCCCUCAGAGGAGAACUCCAUGGCCCCUGUAAGGGAUUGCCGAAUCUGUGCCUUUUUGCUGAAGAAGAAGCGCUUCGGUCAGUGGGCCAAACAACUAACAGUUAUUCGUGAGAACAGACUUCAGUGUUACAAAAGCUCCAAAGACCAAUCUCCCUAUAUGGACCUGCCGCUUAAUCUGUGCAAUGUCAUAUAUGUGCCUAAGGAUGGAAGGAAGAAGAAGCACGAGCUUCGCUUCUCUCUGCCAGGUGGAGAGGCUCUGGUGUUGGCUGUACAAAGCAAAGAACAGGCUGAAAAGUGGCUGCGGGUGGUGCAUGAAGUAAGCAGUCUGGGGAAUACUUUAGACAUCUCAGCUUCUCCAAUGAUCCCAAGAAAAAGGGAAAAAGAGCCAGAAAAGGACUUCUACAAGAGAUUGUCGGGUGAGAAACAUGCUUCAGAUUCAGAUAGCAUCCCUAACGGAGAAGGUAGCCGAGAUAGCCGGGAGAAUGGCAAGCCAAAGCGGGUUGCUCUGUCAGAAUUAACAGGCACGAUGAGCAGAGCAGCAGGGCGCAAGAUUACUAGGAUCAUUAGCUUUUCCAAAAGGAAGCCACCUCUACCUGGAGAUUUGCAGUCCUCAUCACUGGAUGAGGACCCUCGUUGUGGCUCUCUGAGUGUUUUGGUGAACAAGUGCUGGAAGGAACAGUGGUGCCGUGUAAGAUGCGGCUCACUCCACCUUCACCAGGAGAAAGUUGAUGUAUGGCGGAGCCCACACACCUCUAUUAUCCUACGUGGCUGUGAAGUGGUGCCAGGCCUUGGGCCCAAGCACCCCUUCGCACUCAGAAUACUAAGAGGUGGCACUGAGGUGGCAGUGUUGGAGGCAAGCUGCUCAGAAGAAAUGGGCCGUUGGCUAGGAGUUCUUCUAGCAGAAAGUGGUUCUGCUGAUCCAGAGUGCUUGCAUUAUGACUACGUGGAUGUGGAGACCAUCGCCAAUAUUCGUACAGCUGCCCGUAACUCUUUUCUAUGGGCUACCUCCACAGAGUCGAGCACUUAUGAUGAGGUGCCUUAUGAGGACACGCAGCAGGAGAAUGAGAGGCUGAAGAAUGGAUAUUUAUUAAAGCGCCGGUCUGCUAGUAGCGACAGAAGUAUGGCCAAGCCACAGAUCACCGUUAAGCGCCACGGCUCUAACGCGAAUCAGUAUGGAAGGUAUGGGAAGACACGGGCUGAGGAGGAUGCACGCCGCUACCUGAGUGAGAAAGAGGAGUUGGAAAAAGAGAAAGAUCACAUCAGGAAUGCACUCGUGUUGCUGCGAAAGGAAAAACGAGAAGCCAAAGAGAGAAUGAAGGUGGCAACAGAUAAACAACGGUUGGUACUUGAGGAAUGUGUGGCCCAGCUGGAGGAGAGGUGCCAAAUAAAGGAAAGUGAGCGUGUUGACUUGGAACUUAAACUCAUCCAGGUUAAAGAGAAUCUGAGAAAAUCUCUUGUUGGUGGAGCUUUAGGAGCAUCUGUAGUCACCAAACCAUUAGGCAAGGUACAAAAACACAAACACUGUCUAAACUGCACUACCUUCAGAAUUAUGUCAAAUCUACCUGCUCUAACUGAUAAUUUUAUAAAAAAGGCUCCAAGAACUGAGGUACAAUACACCGAGUCAUUAAUUCCUGUCAACUGUGCCUCUGAAAUGAGAAAGCGCCCCCUAUCCAUCUAUGCAUCUACAAAGGGAAACGUUAUGCAGAAAGCCAAGGAAUGGGAAUCUAAAAAAGGGAAGUGCUGAAGAUUUCCUGGACUUUUUUGUGCACCUGAACACAAAAAUCCGCAGCAUCCUUUAUGUGCAGCACUGGCAAUACGAACAUUAUCAUAGGAGAGAAACAGAAAUAUUUUCCUUUAAGUUUGAUGCUUCACAGGCUAUUUACAUUAAAUGUUGAAUAUGAAAGUGGGAGUUGAUUGUUCUUAGAAAGUGGUAGUAAGGGUGGUAUGUUGGUUAAUGAGCAUAAUGAAGAAAGCUGUGUAAAAUCACAUGAAUUUUGCAUUUACUUAUUCUCCUUUCAGAUGACUGCUGUCUUCAUUUAUGUUUUGUAUUUGUAAAAAAAAAAUGGUGCUAAUUAUAUUGUACCUUAAUUUAGGCUGCAACACUAACAAGACAUUUACAGAUAUUUUCACAUUUCUCACUUUGUUUCCAAGACUACAAUUUCAACAGGAAUAACAAUGGCACUUUAUGGACUGUUCCUUAUUCUACUUCCAUGUCAUUCAUAAUAAAUUGCUCUAAAAUACA
This is a messenger RNA of Tachysurus vachellii, 2978 nucleotides long. RefSeq names its product actin filament associated protein 1-like 1a (gene afap1l1a). Bases 126 to 2480 code for a protein of 784 amino acids. Gene Ontology annotation, molecular function: SH3 domain binding. The record is from RefSeq and is a predicted model, not a curated record. The transcript is spliced from 18 exons. Gene Ontology annotation, cellular component: cytosol. NCBI's taxonomy places the organism in Eukaryota, Metazoa, Chordata, Actinopteri, Siluriformes, Bagridae.